UCAAGUGUCAUUUUAUACCGGCAUAUUAUUGUAAAUUAAAUAUUGAUCGAAACCUGUCGACGACACUUCUUUUACUAAGCGAAGCAUAUUAAGUCUAUUAAUAUGAUACCAAAUGAAAUUUUUGCUGAAGACAUGAUGAGCACUGUAAUACGAUACGGAUUAUACAUUGGCGCUGCUUUUCAGAUUAUAUGUUUGUUAGCCUGUGUGACGCUCACAGAUGAACAAAGCGAAUCCCAUCCCUAUGAAAAGGCCUACACAGACAGUGACGAGUGUAGUUCAGAGCAGUCCUCUCCUGGUCAUAGAGCUGCAACAUCUCGGGCUAGACGACAUGACAAGAAGAAGCGUCGUUAGGAUGUAGAUUUUCAUCACUGACAAAUUUUAACAGUUUCCGUGAUUAAGUAUUUUUGUUAAUGAUGACUGGUUUUCUCUCUUAUAGCUGUAACAACUCUCAAAUUUGAAGGGUUAGACAUUAAUUUCCAAUUUUAUUUAUUAUAUUGAAAAUAUGUGAAUUUUCUCAAUAUACUCUGAUUAUUGUCACUUAAAUUUCUUGAAAAAUAUGUUUGUAUGAUUGAUGAACCACUUUGAACUCUAAUACUUCAGAAAGUUCUGUAUACUCUUAUACUCACAUUAUAUUUAAUUGUAAGUCCAGUGUAUUACUGGGUUUAUUCUAUGAAUUUACUAUGCAUUUAAGAAGUCAUAUACUCAGACAUAUUAGUCGGUGUAUAGCGUGCUUUGUUUAUUAUAUUUUAAUAUAUUUUAAGUUCAGUAAAUAGUGAUAUUAAUCAUGAUAGAAAUACUGUUGAUUUGCAACUAUUUUUUUACCGGGAUAUCAUUGUAUCUCAAGAUAACUGUAGUAUGUUCUUGUUGUAUACAAACUAUCGAUUCUUAAACAAUUUCUCAUCUCUCAGUAUAAUAGCUGUAAAAUAAUCGUGAUUAGUGUUGUAUUGAUCUCAUAAAAAUAUAACUCAAUAAAAGAUCUGAUAUUUAAAAAGCGCUUUAUUUGUUAUGAGGACUAGAUGUUACGCUCGGUAUUACUAAAUCCUAAAUAUUAUUAAGCUCCAUUAAAACAAUGUGAAGGCACCGGUUCCUUCAUGUAAGUAGCACCAUAUAUAACGUUUGUAACAUCACAUAUUAAUAAUGAUCAUGGCACAGUAUUAAAUACAUUUAAGUACAUUAAAAUCUUAUAAAAGGCAAGACAUCGUUUAAAGUGUAUAGGAAAUGUCAUCACUAGAUUCUUUGGGUUCUUAAAUUUAAGUGUUCAUAUAAAAUUUGAAAUUUAAUUUCAUUUGGUAAUAAAUAUCACUGGACACCUGUUUCAUAUUAAAACAUUUGUACUAAGUCGACAUUACUUCGAAUACAUUUAACUAUACAUUUCAAGUCUCCAUACAUUAAAUAACUAAUAUUGCUCGGUAACUUUUAACAGAUAUAAUAAUUAUCUUAAUACAAUAGAAAUAUUUGUAAA
Messenger RNA from Danaus plexippus (monarch butterfly), 1462 nucleotides. RefSeq names its product protein anon-73B1. Gene Ontology annotation, cellular component: membrane. The record is from RefSeq and is a predicted model, not a curated record. Bases 103 to 351 code for a protein of 82 amino acids. The transcript is spliced from 2 exons. Lineage: Eukaryota; Metazoa; Arthropoda; Insecta; Lepidoptera; Nymphalidae.